AUGCUUUCAGCUUCAGAAUCGGCUUUUAUUUUUUUUAUCUCAUUGUGUAUUGUUAUUUCAUUAAUUUUAUUAUUAGCUGGUAUUCAUUGUUUCUUACAAUGUAGAAGUUAUAGAAAUGAUAAUGAAAAUAGUGAUUCUAACUUAUUUGAUAUUAUAGACCUUGAUAAAUUAAUUGGAAGAUAUGAAUUUAUUGAAAAAGAAAGAUUGAAAAGACAAUCUGAUAAUGGAAAUAUUUAUAAACAAGAAAUAAUGCCUUUUGAGUGUUUAAAGGAUAAGAUGUUUGAUGGUGAAUUGUAUAAUAAUAUUAUGAUUAUGAAAAAAUUAUCAACAUCAACUGAAGAGAGUACACUUCCAAUUUACUCAAGUAUUGAUGAAGAAAAUGAAAAAAUAAAUAAAGGUACUUCAAAAGAGAUAUCGGAAGAUGAUAUUAAAACUACAAAUAAUGUAUUAGAAUAUCAAAGGACAUGGAAAGGAUUAGAUGAUGAUUUAAAAAUGAUACCAUUUCCUAUGUUUAUUGAUGUUGAAUGCCAGACAACUGAAACAUUGGAUAAAGUAACAGCAAAAGAGGUUCUUAAACAAUUAUUAGGUUUUGAUAAAACAACAAAAUCUUUAGAGACAUUAGUUUAA
Molecule: messenger RNA, 627 nt
Organism: Strongyloides ratti
Lineage: Eukaryota; Metazoa; Nematoda; Chromadorea; Rhabditida; Strongyloididae
Exons: 2
Coding region: 1-627 (208 amino acids)
Source: RefSeq, a predicted model, not a curated record